Sesamum indicum (sesame) is the source of this 1812-nucleotide messenger RNA. Its product is annotated as hexose carrier protein HEX6. The record is from RefSeq and is a predicted model, not a curated record. Lineage: Eukaryota; Viridiplantae; Streptophyta; Magnoliopsida; Lamiales; Pedaliaceae. Gene Ontology annotation, cellular component: membrane. Gene Ontology annotation, biological process: monosaccharide transmembrane transport. Gene Ontology annotation, molecular function: monosaccharide transmembrane transporter activity.
GCAGCUGCAGCAUAUCAACAUACCUACAAUCCUAACUUCUUUCUUCUUUCAAAGAAAGCCAAAUAUCACUUACUGAGCAACCUAGCCAGGAGACACCAAUGUCUGAACCUGUGCAUUACAAUGGCAAGAUCACAAGGUUCGUGCUGCUUUCUUCCGUUAUUGCAGCAACUGGUGGACUCAUCUUCGGUUAUGGUACUGGAGUAGCAGGUGGAGUGGCCUCAAUGGGACCAUUUUUGGAGAAAUUCUUUCCUGCGAUAUACAGACAGAUGAACGAAAAAAGAGUGGUAAGCAACUACUGCAAAUUCGACAGCCAAUUGCUAACAUCUUUCACCUCGUCGGUAUUGCUAUCUGGACUUCUUGCUACUUUCUUUGCUUCGUCGGCGACUAGGGCCUUGGGACGCAGGGCGUCGAUCCUCAUCGGCGGGCUUGCAUUUAUUGCUGGUUCUGCCCUUGGAGGCGCAGCGAACAAUAUCUACAUGCUAAUAUUUGGUCGUCUCCUGCUCGGAGUGGGGUUUGGUUUUACCAAUCAAUCAGUACCCUUGUAUCUCUCAGAAAUGGCGCCCCCCAAAUACAGAGGAGCUUUCAACUUCGGUUUCCAAUUAUGCAUCGGCUUUGGAGGUCUCUUAUCCUCCCUCGUCAACUACGGCACUGUGAACAUUAGUGGUGGCUGGGGAUGGCGACUUUCCCUAGCAUUGGUUGCCGCUCCCGCCUUCAUUCUCACCGUCUGGGCGCCAUUCCUUCCUGAAACACCCAACUCUCUUGUUCAACAAGGCGAUCAGGAAAAUGCCAAGAGAAUGCUGCAGAAAAUCCGAGGCACCAAUGAUGUGGAAGCAGAAUUCGACGAUCUAAUAACAGCAAGCAAUGCUUCUAAAAACAUUAAACACCCGUUCAAGAAAAUUCUUCAGAGAAAAUAUAGGCCUCAACUAGUGAUGUCCAUAGCGAUCCCAUUCUUUCAACAAGUGACGGGCAUCAGUGUGAUAUCAUUCUAUGCUCCGAUACUGUUUCUAACAACUGGUUCUGGAGUAAGUGCUUCUCUUAUGUCGUCCGUGGUUCUUGGAUUAGCAGGGACGGCGAUGACCCUCUUGUCAGCCUUGAUAGUCGACAAGCAAGGCAGAAAGGCUUUGUUCCAUAUAGGCGGGAUUCUAAUGUUCGUCCCACAAAUGAUGAUUGGAGGGGUAAUGGCAGCAAAACUAGGGGAUCAAGGUGAAUUGAGCAAAGGGUACGGCGUUCUAGUUCUGAUCAUGAUGUGCAUAUAUUCAGCUGGUUUUGGACUGUCAUGGGGUCCGUUGGGAUGGUUGGUUACCAGUGAAAUUUUUCCUCUAGAAAUAAGGUCAGCUGCACAAAGUAUAAACGUGGCGACAAGUUUUCUCAUUACGUUCGUUUUUGCCCAGACCUUCCUAUCAAUGCUUUGCUGUUUCAAGGCUUCGAUUUUCUUCUUCUUUGCAGCAUGGGUGGCGGUGAUGACAGCUUUCGUCUAUGCCUUCCUGCCGGAGACUAAGGAUGUGCCGAUUGAGAAAAUGGAGAAAAUCUGGAGGGAGCAUUGGUUCUGGAAGAAAUUUGUUGAUGAUGGUGCUGAAUAUGAAGGGAAUAAGACUGAAGGGCCUUGAUCAGCUUUGUAGUUUCAUAUUCAUAAGAGGGAAUAAAAUCUGAGCGAUCGUCACCUUUAUUCUUUCUUAAUUUAAUAUUUGAAUCGAGUGUGUUGCGUUCAAUCUCUGGAAGGAUAUGUCCUUUCCUCAAGCUCUUUCAACUCCAAUGUCUGUAUAUCUGUUGCUAUUGGAAAUGAGAAAUGUGUUAGAUGAUCGAUUUUCGAAA